AUGUCGCGGCAACACGACUGGUGCGACGAGCACAGCCACGGCGCGCGCGCCAAGCAGCCCCCCAGCGCGCCUCCCGCGCCGUUCUUCGCGCUGAGCGACCUGUGGGACGCGUUGGAGGAGUGCAGCGCGUACAGCGCCGCCGUGCCGCUGCACCUACCCCCCACGGGCGCGCCCGCCACGCAGCACUACGCGCCCUCCAUCUCCGGGCUGCAGCUCUUCUCCCGCCUCCCUGCGGGCCCCCCCGCGGGCCUCCCCGCGCCCAGGGGGGCCCCUGCGCCCGCGGCCCCCCCCGCCCGCGCCUGCACGCGCGCAGCCCGCUGGAGCAACCCAGCCUAG
Molecule: messenger RNA, 336 nt
Organism: Closterium sp. Yama58-4
Lineage: Eukaryota; Viridiplantae; Streptophyta; Zygnematophyceae; Desmidiales; Closteriaceae
Source: the annotation of a GenBank genome assembly